This is a messenger RNA of Eutrema salsugineum, 1215 nucleotides long. RefSeq lists its product as uncharacterized. The transcript has a single exon. NCBI's taxonomy places the organism in Eukaryota, Viridiplantae, Streptophyta, Magnoliopsida, Brassicales, Brassicaceae. The record is from RefSeq and is a predicted model, not a curated record. The coding region runs from base 1 to 1215 and encodes 404 amino acids.
AUGGAACGUUCCAACAAGGUCGCUAACCUCCCUCUUCCAGAAGAAGAUGAUGAAAUCAUAGAUCUACCCCAUGUAGAUAACUCCCAGCUUAUUGCUCGGUUCAGCUGGAGUCUGGUGGGGCCUAUGUUCAACCAUGAGAUCCGCAGCACUGAAGCCAUCAUCGCCUUUAUGCCGCGACCAAACAUCUGGGAUGUGGAGGGUCGUGUGCACGGUAUUGACCUCGGUAACUCCAGAUUCCAAUUUGACUUUGACUCGGAGGUUGAUCUGCAAAAGGUUUUAAACAAAAGGCCUUGUCAUUUCAAUAAAUGGUCCUUCUCUCUGGAAAGAUGGAUACCUCAUGUAGGUGAUUCAUUUCCAAGUAACAUGGUCUUCUGGAUUAGAGUCUCUGGGAUUCCAACCCACUUCUGGCUGGAAGACAACUUCAGAACCAUUGGAAGCAGUCUCGGUGAUGUCAAUGCUGUCGAUGAACAUGCUGCAAGAGUUCGGGUCUCUGUUAACGCAGAUGCUCCUUUAAAAUUCACUACCCGAGCUCGUCUUCAAUCUGGGGAGGUGGUGAAAGUCGAUCUAAAGUAUGAAAAACCUGAACGAUGGUGCUUGACCUGUAGACACAUAUCUCACGAUGAGAAAACUUGCCCUUACCUAUCUGAGGAUCAAAGGAGAGAAAAGAGGUUGGAGAGAGAAGCAGAGAGGAACUCUGCUCAAGCUGCCCGUGAGGAACAGAUUCGGGAAAGAGAUAUCCUCUUCAUGCGACAUCAAGCCGGACAAAUCUCUGUCCCUCUUCGCGAAAGAAAUCCUCUCCCUCCUAUUCAUGAUGACACCCCAAGAACUCAGCUGCAACCUAAUGAAGAAAGGAAUGAGUCUCACAGAGAAAGAAAUGACUCUCGAUCAACAGAGAACAGAAGACUUGAGGAUAAAAGAAACUCUAGUGUCUGGAAUAGGAUUGAGCAAAACCCAGGAUAUCAAUCUGAAGCCAGACGAUACGAAAGACGUGAAGAUGAUAUCACUCCUGGACACGCUGAGCCUCCUCACACCUCUGACCUCUCUUAUCGGAAGAGACGUUACGAAGAUUCGUUUGCUGCGAGCAAAGGGAGAUUGGAAAAAAAUAAGGCAAAGGAGAAAUACCCUCCAAGAGAUUACAGUUCUGGUAAACCACCUCGAGCAAAGUUCUCCUCCAAUGCCAAAACAUUCCUCAGAUUCUCAACGAACUCUAUCUGA